AUCUCUCUUGUCAUCUUCUAUGCAUCUUCUAUAUGCAUGUAUAGUUUGCUUCAAGUGGAGGCCAUCUAUGAUUCUAUAUAUAUCUCUCUUUGUCAUCCAGUUACUCUACACCAAGACUACACCUUGUUUAACAAAUUGCUGGAGCUAAUUCUUCUUCAAUUCAAUUCAAGGGUUUAGGGUUCCAAAUUCGGGAGCGAUUUGAUGGGUUUUAGGUUGGGCGACUUGUAACAAUUUUUUCUCAUCUCUGCUGGUCAUUUAAACUCAGGUUUACGCUUUAGAUUGCUUAUACUUCAAUCCUUAGCAGAUUUCAGUUACCUUGAUUUGUGGUUGAGAAGUAGAGAUGGCAUCCAAAUCAAGACCAAGAACAAUAAGCGUGUAUCUUUACAUCCCAAACAUCAUUGGGUACAUAAGAAUUCUGUUGAACUGUUAUGCCUUUGCGAUAUGCUUUACCAAUAAGGAGCUUUUUUCGGUCCUUUAUUUCAUCAGCUUUGUUUGUGAUGCCUUGGAUGGUUGGUUUGCUCGCAAAUUUAAUCAAGUUUCAACAUUCGGGGCGGUUCUGGACAUGGUCACAGAUAGGAUAAGCACUGCUUGUCUGCUAGUUAUUCUCUCUCAAGUCUACAGACCGAGCUUUGUAUUCCUGUCGCUGCUUGCGUUAGAUAUUGCAAGCCAUUGGUUUCAGAUGUACAGUACUUUCUUGGUUGGAAAAUCGAAUCAUAAAGACGUGAAAGACAGCACCAGUUGGUUAUUUAAGUUAUACUAUGGAAACAGGAUGUUUAUGGGAUACUGCUGUGUAGCUUGCGAGCUUCUUUACAUCAUUUUGUUUCUUCUAGCAAAGGAGUCGGAAAAGAUGACCGAUGUUUUGCUGGACGCUGCAAAACAAAAUAUAAUAUAUUCUGCAUUACUUGCGUUUCUUCUGUUUGGAUGGGCAACCAAACAGCUAGUCAAUGUUAUACAGAUGAAGACGGCAGCAGAUUUAUGUGUGCUAUACGACCUCAACAAAAAGCAGAAUAAGUAGGUAUUGUGGUAUCCGUGACAAAUACAUAGAUAUAUCCUUUUCUUUUGAGCUGUGAAGUCGUUGAUGCACCUUCAAGAUGGCACUCGUCUUGUUCUGUCUGAAAAAUACUGAUUGCAGAAGAAAAUCUUGUGUAUACUUUAGUGCAUAACUCAUUUUUUCCGAACGCUUUCUGUGUUGUUGGGAUUUCGGGUGGAUUAAAGUUCAACUAAUUCAUCAAUUCCUUUUAUUUUCUCAUAGGUAAAUUAUCUUGUGUUGAUGUAGUGUCUGUCUUGUAUCUUUUUGAUGAUUGAAAUGGAUUUCUUUAGUUUUUAUGCA
Molecule: messenger RNA, 1330 nt
Organism: Helianthus annuus (common sunflower)
Lineage: Eukaryota; Viridiplantae; Streptophyta; Magnoliopsida; Asterales; Asteraceae
Product: probable CDP-diacylglycerol--inositol 3-phosphatidyltransferase 2
Exons: 11
Coding region: 341-1015 (224 amino acids)
Biological process (GO): phosphatidylinositol biosynthetic process
Cellular component (GO): Golgi apparatus; membrane
Molecular function (GO): CDP-diacylglycerol-inositol 3-phosphatidyltransferase activity
Source: RefSeq, a predicted model, not a curated record